Xyrichtys novacula (pearly razorfish) is the source of this 150-nucleotide messenger RNA. The record is from the annotation of a GenBank genome assembly. Lineage: Eukaryota; Metazoa; Chordata; Actinopteri; Labriformes; Labridae.
AUGGCCAACCUGAUGGUGGACGACAGCAAGAAGACACUGCGAGUGAAGCUGUGGGAGUUUGAGUUGGAGGGAUAUCCAAAAGAUGUCAGGCCUCUGUUGGAGCUAGUGUGGGAGAUCAACACCAGCCUGCUAAAAAGACAUAUUAAUUAA